Engraulis encrasicolus (European anchovy) is the source of this 1141-nucleotide messenger RNA. RefSeq names its product olfactory receptor class A-like protein 4. The transcript has 4 exons. Bases 1 to 951 code for a protein of 316 amino acids. The record is from RefSeq and is a predicted model, not a curated record. Gene Ontology annotation, molecular function: G protein-coupled receptor activity. Gene Ontology annotation, cellular component: membrane. Lineage: Eukaryota; Metazoa; Chordata; Actinopteri; Clupeiformes; Engraulidae. Gene Ontology annotation, biological process: G protein-coupled receptor signaling pathway.
AUGGGCCUACGGAUCCGGAUGUCGGACGUCCAAACUGCGUUCUACAUCUUCCUGGUGGCACUGGGGAUCCUGGGGAACGCGGCCAUCAUCGGUGUCAUUGGCGAGAGCAUUUUGAAGGACCAGGGCGGAAGCCGCAGCUCAGACAUUAUUCUGGUGAACAUGGCCUUAUCCAACCUGGUGGUGUCCAUCACCAGGAAUGCACUGCUGGUCAUAUCUGACCUGGGAGUUGAGCUGUACUCGUCUAAGGAAUGGUGUCAAUUUCUCAUGGGUCUUUGGGUGUGGCUGCGAUCCGUCAACGUUUGGUCCAUCUUCCUCCUCAGUGCUUUCCACUUCCAGACCCUCCGGCGCGUCUCCCCCUUGUCCGUGAGCAGAGGACCCUCCAAAGUCCUCUUCUUCAUCUUCGGCCUCAUCUGGUUCCUCAACCUUGUCUACUCUCUCCCUGCGUUUGUCUUCUCGACCAGUGGAGACAGGAACUCCACAGAGACCCUGAUGCUGGUGAGCAGCACGACGCGCCCCCUGCUGGGCUGCGUGUGGAACUUCCCCGGCUCCUACAGUGGCCUGGCCUACGCCACCACCUCCAUGGUGAUCCACGAGGGCCUGCCCAUCCUCCUCAUGAGCAUCACCAACAUGGGCUCGCUGCUGACGCUCUACGCCCACCGACGCUCCCUGUUGCACUCCCAGAAUAACCCAGAGGUGCCCGUCAUCAGGAGGGUGCCAGCGGAGAGGAGGGCAGCCAUGGUGAUUCUGGCUCUCAUCAUGCUCUUCAUCUCCUCAUGGGGCACCAGUAUAAUCUCAGUGAACUACUUCAACUACAAUCGCGGCACGUCUACUGAGUUCCUGUUGGUCAUUGCCCGCUUUGCCAACAUCACCUUUAUUGCUCUGUCACCCAUUGUCUUGGCGGUGGGACACAGACGUCUAAGAGCUGUUCUGAAGGCCUUGCUGACUCACUGACAGCUGGACUGUCUGUCUUAAAGGCCGGAAAGCCUGGGGCUUUGGAUGUGGCCAGCUCAUUGAUUAAAUUGAAUAUGGACAGGCUCGUAUCUUGAACGCUGACCAAAAACGAGCCCUUUGGAGUUUGGAGACCUUUGAGUGACCUUUUGAGAGCUGAUUGAAACAAUGAAUGAAUGAACAGACACACACA